Messenger RNA from Pantherophis guttatus, 11894 nucleotides. RefSeq names its product notch receptor 1 (gene NOTCH1). Gene Ontology annotation, biological process: Notch signaling pathway; axon guidance; multicellular organism development. Gene Ontology annotation, cellular component: signaling receptor complex; plasma membrane; cell surface. The record is from RefSeq and is a predicted model, not a curated record. Lineage: Eukaryota; Metazoa; Chordata; Lepidosauria; Squamata; Colubridae. Gene Ontology annotation, molecular function: signaling receptor activity; protein binding; calcium ion binding.
CGCGUGCGCGCCCGACGCCCUUUUUGCAAACUUCCCGGCCAGCCGAGAAGUUCCUCUUUUCUUGCAGCGGAGCCGCCGAGCCGAGCGAGCCGAGUCCCCGGCCAGGAGCCUUCCAAGCAGCCCUCCGGCCCGUCCCGCCCGCCGCCCGCCAGGAGGGAGGAUCGCAUCCCGGCCGGAGCCGCCGCAGCCGGUCCGGGAAUCCCAUCGGCCGGAGCCGCCGCAGAGUCAGGCGGCGGGAUGCGAUUGCAACCCCUCCGGGGACGGAGCCGCCGCCUCCGCCGCUUCCCGGGGUUGCUGCUCCUGUGGCUGCUGCUGCUGGCCGUCUUGCCCGCCUUCGCUGCAGGCUUGCGAUGUACCCAGCCUUCUGAAUCCUGCUUGAACGGUGGAAAGUGUGAAACCUAUCAAAAUGGAACAGGGGCAUGCCUAUGCUCCAAGGACUUUAUUGGCCAGCGCUGCCAGUUCCCGAAUUUGUGCCUCAGCUCCCCCUGUAACAAUGGUGGCACCUGCCACCCCGUGGUUGAGGGCAACGCACCCGAUUACAUCUGUUCCUGCCGGCUGGGCUACAUCGAUAAGCUGUGCUUGACCAUUGAGGAGAAUGCCUGCCUGAGCGGCCCCUGUCGCAACGGAGGGAGCUGCGAUCUGGUCACCUUGACCGAAUACAAAUGCCGCUGCCCUCCAGGCUGGUCAGGCAAGACGUGUCAGCAGGCCGACCCCUGUGCCUCCAAUCCCUGUGCCAACGGUGGGCAGUGUGUGCCCUUUGAGUCCAGCUACGUGUGCAGGUGUCCGCAGGGCUUCCACGGGGCCACUUGCAAAGAAGACUUGAACGAGUGCAGCCGGACGCCCCCCAUCUGCAAGAACGGGGGCACCUGCGUCAACGAGAUCGGCUCCUACCAGUGCCACUGCCGGCAGGCCUUCACCGGCAUCAAUUGCGAACACCUCUACGUGCCCUGCAACCCCUCGCCUUGCCAGAACGGGGGCACGUGCCAGCAGACCGGAGACGUGGCCUACGAGUGCACCUGCCUUGCAGGUUUCGCGGGCCAGAACUGCGAAGAGAAUCUUGACGACUGUCCCGGAAACAACUGCAAGAACGGAGGCACCUGUGUGGAUGGGGUGAACACCUACAACUGCCAGUGCCCACCUGAAUGGACAGGCCAGUAUUGUGCCGAAGAUGUGGACGAAUGUCAGUUAAUUCCCAACGCUUGCCAGAAUGGCGGCACCUGCCACAACACACACGGGGACUACAACUGUGUCUGUGUGAAUGGUUGGACGGGGGAGGACUGCAGCGAGAACAUUGACGACUGUGCCAGUGCGGCUUGCUCCCCAGGGGCCACUUGCCACGACCGUGUGGCCUCUUUCUACUGCGAGUGCCCGCAUGGGCGCACAGGCUUGCUGUGCCACCUGGAAGAUGCCUGCAUAAGCAACCCUUGCAACGAAGGCUCCAACUGCGACACGAACCCCGUGACUGGGAGGGCCAUUUGCACCUGCCCCUCGGGGUACAUGGGGCCAGCCUGCAACAAGGACGUGGACGAAUGCUUGCUGGGUGCCAACCCCUGCGAGCAUGCCGGGAAAUGCCUCAACACGGAGGGCUCCUUUCAGUGCCAAUGCCAGACGGGCUAUUCGGGUCCCCGCUGCGAGAUAGACGUCAACGAGUGCUCCUCCAACCCCUGCCAGAACGAUGCCACCUGCUUGGACCAGAUUGGGGUCUUCCAGUGCAUUUGCAUGCCAGGUUACGAGGGGGUCUACUGUGAAAUCAACACGGACGAGUGUGCCAGCAGCCCCUGCCUGCACAAUGGGAACUGCGUGGACAAGAUCAACGAAUUUGCCUGCGUGUGUCCCGUGGGAUUUAAUGGUCACCUGUGUCAACAUGACAUUGACGAAUGUGCCAGCACGCCCUGCAAGAACGGAGCCAAAUGUGUGGACGCACCAAAUGCUUACGUGUGUGAAUGCACAGAAGGCUUUUCGGGCACUCACUGCGAGACGGACAUCAAUGAAUGUGACCCUGACCCCUGCCACUACGGCACGUGCCGGGAUCGCAUUGCCACCUAUAGCUGCCUCUGCCAGCCUGGGUACACCGGGCGCCUCUGUGACACCAACAUCAACGAGUGCCAAAGCCAACCCUGUAAGAAUGGAGGCACCUGCCAGGACAGGAACAACGCCUACACCUGCUUCUGUCUCCGAGGCACUACAGGGCCCAAUUGUGAGAUCAACCUGGACGAAUGUGCCAGCAACCCUUGUGAUUAUGGCAAAUGCGUGGACAAGAUCAACGGCUACGAAUGCGCCUGUGAGCCAGGAUACACAGGGAGGAUGUGCAGCAUCAACGUGGAUGAGUGUGAAAGCAACCCUUGCCACAAUGGGGGCACCUGCAAAGAUGGCAUCAACGGAUUCACGUGUGUCUGCCCGGAAGGUUUCCAUGACUCCAUGUGCCUCUCGGAAGUGAACGAGUGCAGCAGCAACCCUUGCGUCCACGGGAGAUGCCACGAUGGGCUGAAUGGCUACAAGUGCGAUUGUGACGCGGGCUGGAGUGGGACGAACUGUGACAUCAACAACAACGAAUGUGAGUCGAGCCCUUGUAUGAAUGGUGGAACCUGCAAGGAUAUGACGAGCAGCUACAUUUGCACCUGCCAGGAGGGAUUCAGUGGAACCAACUGCCAGAUCAACAUCAACGAAUGUGCCUCCAACCCUUGCCUGAACCAGGGAACCUGCAUUGAUGACGUUGCUCGCUACCAGUGCAACUGCCUUCCACCCUAUACAGGUCCCACCUGCCGGGAAGUGCUGGCGCCCUGCGCAGAUGGUCCCUGCAAGAAUGGGGGCCAAUGCAGAGAGUCGGAGGACUACGAGAGUUUCUUGUGCGCCUGCCUUCCAGGGUGGCAAGGCCAAACUUGUGAGAUUGACAUCAACGAGUGCGUCAAGAGCCCCUGUCGGAACGGCGCCGCGUGCCAAAACACCAACGGGAGCUACCGCUGCGUGUGCAAACCUGGUUUCACAGGGGGCAGCUGUGAAACGGACAUCGAUGACUGUCAACCCAAUCCCUGCCACAACGGGGGCUCCUGUUCUGACAGCAUCAACGGCUUCUCCUGCAACUGCCUGGCGGGCUUCCAGGGCCCCGAAUGCCAGGAAGAUGUGGACGAGUGUGCCAGCGAUCCCUGCAAGAACGGGGCCAACUGCACAGACUGUGUGAACAGCUACACCUGUACGUGCCCGUCGGGCUUCAGUGGGAUCCACUGUGAGCACAACACUCCAGACUGCACGGAGAGCUCCUGCUUCAAUGGGGCGACCUGUGUGGACGGCAUCAACACCUUCACGUGUGUCUGCCCGCCCGGCUUCACUGGCAUUUAUUGCGAGCACGACAUCAACGAGUGCGACUCCAGACCCUGCUUGAAUGGGGCGACUUGCCAGGACAGCUACGGGACUUACAAAUGCACCUGCCCGCAGGGGUACACUGGACUCAAUUGCCAGAGCCUGGUCAACUGGUGCGACUCGUCUCCCUGUAAGAAUGGAGGGAAGUGCUGGCAGAUCAGUAAUCACUACCGCUGCGAGUGCCCGAGCGGCUGGACUGGCCUGUACUGCGACGUACCCAACGUCUCUUGCGAGGUGGCUGCGCGACGCCAAGGACUGGACGUGUCGCGCCUGUGCAGAAACUCCGGCCUCUGCGUCGACAGGGGCAACACCCACUUCUGCCAUUGCCAGCCUGGCUACACGGGCAGCUACUGUGAAGAGCAAGUGGACGAGUGCUCCCCGAACCCUUGCCAGAACGGGGCGACCUGCACGGACUAUCUGGGCGGCUAUUCCUGCGAGUGCGUGGCUGGCUACCACGGCAGGAACUGCUCGGAGGAGAUCAAGGAAUGUCUUUCCCAUCCCUGCCAAAAUGGCGGCACUUGCAUUGAUCUGCUCAACACCUACAAAUGCUCUUGUCCCCGUGGAACUCAAGGCGUACACUGCGAGAUCAACAUCGACGACUGCAGCCCUGCCACCGACCCCCAGACCCAGACCCCCAAGUGCUUCAACCGAGGGAAGUGCGUGGACAAGGUGGGGGGCUACAGCUGCAUCUGCCUGCCAGGCUUCGUUGGGGAGCGCUGCGAGGGGGACGUCAACGAGUGCCUCUCCAAUCCCUGUGACCAGCGGGGCACCCAGAACUGCGUGCAGAGAGUCAACGAUUACAAGUGUGAAUGCCGCCCAGGAUACACGGGACGGCGCUGUGAAGCAGUGUUCAAUGGCUGCCAGAACAGACCCUGCCGGAAUGGGGGAACCUGCGCCGUGGCCAGCAACACAAAACACGGCUACAUCUGCAAGUGUCCUCCGGGCUUGGAUGGCAUCACGUGUGAAAAUGACCUGCACAGCUGCAAGAUGCUGAGGUGCCUGAAUGGCGGCACCUGCGUUCCCACUUCCAGGCAGUCCAGGUGCAUGUGCGCGCCGGGUUUCACCGGUCCCGAGUGCCAGUUCCCCUUGCACAGCCCGUGCCACUCCGGCCCCUGCUACAACGAGGGCACUUGCCAGUUCACCACAGAGCCGCCCCACUACCGCUGCCUCUGUCCCGUCAACUUCAAUGGCCUCAACUGCCACAUCCUGGACUUUGAAUUCCCCGGAGGGCCUGGCCAGGACAUCACCCCUCCCCCGGUGGAGGAGAAGUGCGAAAUCCCCGGCUGCCCCAGCCUCGCCGGCAACAAGAUCUGCGACGCCAAGUGCAACAACCACGCCUGCGGCUGGGACGGCGGGGACUGUUCGCUCAACUUCAAUGACCCCUGGAAGAAUUGCACCCAGGCCCUGCAGUGCUGGAACUACUUCAACGACGGCAAAUGCGACAUCCAGUGCAAUAACAGCGGCUGCCUCUAUGACGGCUUUGAUUGCCAGAAGGUCGAGCUGCAGUGCAACCCUCUCUACGAUCAGUACUGCAAGGACCACUUUUCCGACGGCAACUGUGACACGGGCUGCAACAGCGCCGAGUGCGAAUGGGACGGCCUCGACUGUGCCAACCACGUUCCCGAGAGGCUUGCCGACGGGACCCUGGUAGUGGUGGUGCUGAUCAGCCCUGAUCUCCUGAGGAACAACUCUCUUAACUUCCUGCGGGAGCUCAGCCGGGUCCUGCACACCAACGUGGUUUUCAAGAAGGACGCCAAGGGCGAGUCCAUGAUCUUCCCUUAUUUUGGGAAUCCGGAAGAACUGAAAAAGCACCGCAUCAAGAGGUCGGUGGGCGGCUGGCCGGACGUGUCUGAAGUGAUGCUCAGCGUGCAGGAAGCUGUCCGCUCGGGGCUCAGCCAGAGGCCAAAGAGAGAGCUGGACCAGGUGGAAAUCUACGGGUCCAUCGUUCACCUGGAAAUCGACAACCGCCAAUGCAUCCAAGCCUCCUCUCAGUGCUUUCAAAGUGCCAACGACGUAGCGGCAUUCCUGGGCGCCUUGGCCUCAAGCGGCAACUUGGACAUUCCCUACAAGAUCGAAGCCGUGAAAAGUGAAACGGCCGAUUCCCCCCGGAGCAGCCAGUGGUAUCCUAUGUAUGUGGUGGUACCUUCUCUCUUUCUGCUCUUCUGCAUUGGCAUCGGAGUUUUGGCAACUCGCAAGCGGCGACGGGAACAUGGGCAGCUCUGGUUCCCCGAAGGCUUCAAAGUGACCGAGUCCAGUAAGAAGAAGCGCCGGGAACCGCUGGGAGAGGAUUCCGUGGGGCUGAAACCCUUGAAAAAUGCUUCGAACGGGACCCUGAUGGACGACAACCAGAAUGAGUGGGGAGACGAGGAGACCCUCAACACCAAGAAAUUCCGAGUAGAGGAACAGGUCAUGCUGCCCGAUGACCAGACUGACCACCGGCAGUGGACGCAGCAGCACCUGGACGCGGCCGACCUGCGCAUUUCCUCCAUGGCCCCCACCCCACCCCAGGGGGAGAUCGACGCCGACUGCAUGGAUGUCAACGUUCGAGGGCCAGACGGAUUCACGCCCCUGAUGAUCGCCUCCUGCAGCGGAGGAGGGCUGGAGACGGGCAACAGCGAGGAGGAAGAGGACACCCCGGCUGUCAUUUCGGAUUUUAUCUACCAGGGAGCCAACCUGCACAAUCAAACGGAUCGCACGGGGGAGACGGCUCUUCAUUUGGCCGCCCGUUAUGCCCGCUCGGAUGCGGCCAAGCGGCUGCUGGAAGCCAGCGCUGACGCCAACGUCCAGGACCACAUGGGCAAGACGCCCCUCCACGCAGCCGUGUCUGCAGAUGCCCAGGGCGUCUUCCAGAUCCUGAUCCGGAACAGGGCCACCGACUUGGAUGCCCGCAUGCACGAUGGGACCACGCCUCUGAUUUUGGCUGCCCGCUUGGCGGUGGAAGGCAUGCUGGAAGAUCUCAUCAGCUGCCACGCGGAUGUGAAUGCUGUGGAUGACCUAGGGAAGUCUGCCCUGCAUUGGGCUGCGGCCGUGAACAAUGUGGACGCUGCCCUGGCACUACUGAAGAACGGGGCCAACAAGGACAUGCAGAACAACAAGGAAGAGAGCCCCUUGUUCCUGGCAGCCAAAGAAGGCAGCUACGAAACGGCCAAAGUCCUGCUGGACAGCUUUGCCAACCGGGACAUCACGGAUCACAUGGACCGCCUGCCCCGGGACGUGGCCCAGGAGCGCAUGCACCACGACAUCGUCCGCCUCCUGGAUGAGUACAACCUGGUGCGGAGCCCGCCUUUGCACAACGGGGGGCCUCUGGGGGGCCCCACCCUCUCCCCGCCACUCUGCUCCCCCAGCGGCUACCUGGGCAACCUGAAGCCAGGCCUGCAGGGCAAGAAGGCCCGGAAACCGAGCACCAAAGGGCUGAGCUGCAACGGGAAGGAGCCGAAGGGGCUGAAGGCCCCCCGGAAGAAGUCUCAGGAGGUCAAGGGCUGCCUGCUGGACGGCUCCGGAGUCCUCUCCCCGGUCGACUCCCUGGAAUCUCCACACGGCUACCUGUCGGACGUGGCCUCCCCGCCCCUGAUGACCUCCCCCUUCCAGGCCUCCCCUUCCAUGCCCCUCAAUCACCUGCCCGGCAUGCCCGACUCCCACCUCAGCAUCAGCCAACUCAAUCUGGUCAGCAAGGCGGAUCUGGGCCUGGGAGCCAGCCAGAUGCAGCCCUUCGAGCCGGGGCCCCCUCGCCUGUCUCACCUGCCCGUCUCCAGCGCCAGCGCCCUCCUGGGCAGAGCCUCGCUCAACUUCGCCGUCAGCGGGAGCCAGUGCGAGUGGCUGAACCGCCUGCAGAACAGCCUGGUGCCCGGGCAGUACAACCCGCUGAGGAGCGCCCUUCCGCAGGGCACGCACCCUGCCAACCAGGCCCUGCCGCACGGGCUGCUGGCGCCCCUGCACAGCGGCCUCUCCGGCACCCCUCUGGCUCCCAUGAUGACCUACCAGGCGGUCCCCGGGGGCCUCCUGCCCACCCACUCCCAGCCACACUUGCUGCAACCCCAGCAGCAGCAGCCGCCCCCACCGCAAGGCCAUGGCGGGGCCACGAACACUACCCCCCAAGUGGGGGCGAGCUUCCUCGGGAACGAGCUGAGCCAGGCGGAGCUGCAGCAGCCGAUGAAUGGUGGGGCCCUGUCUGUCCACGCCAUCCUGCCGCAGGACACCCAGGUGCUGGCGACCUCCCUGCCCCCCGGCCUGUCCCAGGCCCUGACCACCCCCCAGUUCCUGACUCCGCCUUCCCAGCACAGCUACCCCUCCCCCAUGGACCACACGCCCAGCCAUCAGCUCCAGGGGCCCGACCACCCCUUCCUCACGCCCUCGCCGGAGUCGCCGGACCAGUGGUCAAGCUCCUCCCCCCAUUCCAACGUCUCGGAUUGGUCGGAAGGGAUCUCGAGCCCACCCACCAGCGUGCAGCCCCAGGUGGGGCGCAUCCCAGAAGCUUUCAAGUAAGGGGGGGGCACCUGAGCUGCCCUGUGAGACGGACAGACCCCCUUGGCUGAACUGGAGAAAUCCCUUUUUUCUUCUUUUUUUUUUAAAAAAAAUAUUUUUGCAUACAUUGUAAGUUGGAAACGUCAUUGCGUUCUUCCUCUUUUUUAGUAUUUAUUUAUGUACUUUUUCUUUUAUGUGAAAACACUGCCGUUUUAUUUAUAUGUUCUGUUUAGAAUUCCAUGGGCUGCAUUUACUAUUCCAAGAAAUAGAAAAAAAAAAAUCUAUUAACGGGGACUUUUUUUAAUUGACAUUUUUUUAAAAAAACAACAACAAACGUUUGUAUCAUGCUUUUUUAUUUUUAUUUUUGCCUAGAGAAACAUUCUUCUGUAAAGCUAUAAGAAAAUAUCCAUAAUAGUAAAAUGAUCCGUAUUUAUUGAUCAGGAUAUUUUUUCCUGUUCAUUUUUAAAACAGAAUAAAAAAGGGGGAGGGGCAAUUUUGUUUUUUUUUUUAAAAAUGUACCUAUAUGAGGAAAAAUAAUUUAAAUAUAAGUUGAUGGUUUAUUUUUAAAGAGCGCUUUAAAAUGUUCCCUGGGUGUUUAUGAUAUAUAGAUAUAUAGAUGUAUCGGCUUUCUACAUCUGGAUGCUUCUGGGUGUCUUAGAUUCCCUCCCAAAGUUCCUAGCCCUCAUGGCAGGUGGGAAUUCUGGAAAAAGAGUAUCCGAUACACACUUGGGCAGUCCAAGGAAAUGGGAGAUUGAAAUAGGGCAGUGUUUCCCAGCCACGGCCACUUUAAGGUGUAUCUAACCAUUUCAAGGUGGAUUCCACUCAUCUUAAAAAACACACGGGCUGAGCUGGAAGUCCAAGGAGGAAAAACACUGAUAAUAUGGAUUGUGAAUCUUUGUAUUAAAGUUUCAGUAUUACAUAGUUUUAUCCAUCUUUUUGCAUGAAAGCUGAACGUUUUCCUUUAUUUAUUUUAAAUACUGCCUAUGAUCAAAAACAAGGAUUAGAGGUUUUAAGCUACAUAGUGAAUUCCAAAUGCUUCUCCCCUCUCUCAGAGGUGCCCUUUGUUUGUUGCAAAUGUUGAAAGGAAAGGAAAGCCUGCCCUGGGUCGAGCGUAGAAUAAGAAAGCAAUGCCCUGCCUUUUUUUAACAAGGUUUUUGUGUUCCUAACUCAAUCCUGGGCACUGUACCUACAGUAGUGGCCAAAAUUGUGGAAACCUUAUGGGAAAAGUGUCUUUUCUAAAACUAGCUGAUAACACCACUUUUUUGGGGAGUAGUACCAUAAAAUUAUAUAUCAGUGGAAAGAUAAUUUAAUCAAGCAUGUAAUGCAAUCACUUUUAUGAAGGAUUUGCUAUUAGAAUAGCAGUUACAGUAUAAAGAAGUGAAACACAUAGAAAAAAAUGAGAUAUGCAAAAAUUAUCCCCAUAGAAAAAACGAGAUAUACAAAAAUUAUCACCACGUCAGUUAAUUUACUUAGUUGGGUAACCUUUAGCAUGAAUGACGGCCUUACAAGGUCUUCCCAUGGAGUGAACCAAGACUUUUAGUUCUGCUAAAAUGAUGGGAAACCAAGAUUGAAGGAUGGCUUCUAUUAACUGGGUUUUAUUGCUGGGUCACUUCUGACUAACCAGUUUCUUUAGUCAGAAAAUCCAUAGAUUUUCAGUUGGGUGAAGGUCUGGGCUAUUCCCAGGCUAUUCAUUCCAGCAGUGGAAUAGGAUUAUUUUAUGAAACUCCAAAAAAAAAAAAAAAAAAAAGUGGUGUUAUUAGCCAUCAAACCUCAAAAAUACACUUUUCCCAAAAGGUUUCCACAAUUUUGGCCACUACUGUAAGAACAGCCUAAAGGAAAGACAACACGAACAAGAAAAGAUGUUGAGAUGACUAUGAAGAAAGGUUGAAGGUCUGUUGGGGAACCCAGUAGGGAGAGGGAGGCUCAUCAUCUCCAUGGGAGCAAGACGAUGUUGGCCAUGUGUUGUCUAGAACCCAUCAAGAGAUGGAGAUGACUUCCAUAGGAAGGCAGGAUUGGAAUCUCUUUCCUGGCCUUUCCAGUACUUGCCUUCUAUCUGGCAAUGGGGAGCGGUGGACUCACAGCUUAGGAAGUCCCCAGUUUGGGAAAACUAAUGGAGGUUGGGAGUGAGAAAUGGCGGAUGGGUUUCCAUGGGUUUAGAGUCUUCGGAGGGUCUCAGUCAUCCUGGUCUGGAUGCCUUUUUUUUUUCAAGAGGCAACUGGACUUUAUUUUUAUUUGAAAACAUUUCGCUUCUCACCCAAGAAGCUUCUUCAGUUCUGCUUCAUUGCACAGGAACAGUAGUGUGAAUGGAUGGGUUGGCCCCGAAGCAGCUUCUCGGAUGAGAAGCGAAACGUCUUCAAGGAAAAACAAAGCCCAUUUUGCCUUUUGAAAAAAAAAAAAAAAGAGGACCUUUGGGACAUGGGUUUAAAAGGAUUCCGCCCUUCUAGAGACAGGCACUCGAGAGAGAAAAUUCUCUUCACUGACCAAAGUCCAGGGCAGAAGUUCCAACUUUCCUGCCCGUCUCCUGGCCUCCAAAGGGCACCUGAGCCUUCAUGCACUAGGUCAGUGCCUUGAAGAUGUAGGCAGUGUGGAUUAAAGACUUGCCUUUACUCUGUGUUGCAUCCCUCAACACAGCUGGAGGUGGCUGGAAAAAGACUUCAACUUUGGGGUUUCCAGAGGGGCAGACGGAGGUGGGGGUCCUUAGGAGGCUGGCAGCUGGAAGAAGCCACUGUUGAAACCACUGGGAUGUGGCUCAGCAAAACCUCACCACAACCUGACCACUUCUCCAUAGCAUCAGCUUCUAUCCAAUUUCAGAAAGCUGAUAUCCCUGCAUUCGAUUGCAGGAAUCCUCCUAAUUCACAUGACGGAAUUGCCAUCUUAGAAAGCAAGUUUUUGUCCUUCGGCCAGCAAGAGCCUCCUGCCUUUUAGGAUUCGGCACCUCUGGGGUUUUUUUUGCGACGGUUGUAUUAUUCUCUUUUAGAGAACGGGGGCCGGCAGGGCAAGUGGGGCAGCUGAAUUUGUAUACAAAUAUAUAUAUAUAUACAGUAUGCGCCUAUGGCAAAGCUAAUGUUUUGUAAAUACGGAGUCGGUUUUUUUUUUUUUUUACAUAAAACGAUAUGGGUGGAUUUUGUUUAAAAAAUCUAAAUGAUUAAACUGAAAAGAAAGCAUUGCACUUUCUUUUGGGUUGUUGAAAAUAUUGCUCAAGGGAGGAAUGAAAUCGGCUUAGCUGGUGAGAUUGGGUCCUUCGGAGUAAAUGCUACAUGAAAGUGUUUGACUUAGUCCUCAGUUGAUUAACCAUUCAAAAUUACACUGAAAAUGGGGACUCCCAGCCUCACUCUGACUGAAAAGCUCCAUGGCUCUGAGCAAAAUUCAGGCACUUUUGCAAGCAGCCUGUGCGGAUGGAUGGUUGCAAGAUCCUGGGAUCACGAGAUCGCUAUUUGCAGCUUUCCCGGGCGGGCUUGCAACAAGUGUCAAUGGGGGAAGAAGGAUUUGUUUAAUGACGGUGGCAAAAAAAAGUGGUAAAAUUGGAUAUAACUCAAUGAAAAGCACAUCACUUAGGAAUGGAAGCUAUUCCAGUCCCAAUUGUAGUCAUAAGUCGAGAAUGACCUUCAAAGGAACAUCCUCUGAGAUGCCCAGGUAGGACUGACCUCUAGCUGCAUUGGCAUCUUUGGGUGAGAUGGUACAUAUUGCAUGAACUGUAAUCCUGGGGAAGAUGUUCUUCAGACUUCGGAUGUUGAACACACUGGCACCUUCUUUUGGGGAAUCUGAUCACCUCCCAAGCUUCGUUUUUUUUUCUCCAAGGACCUCUGGAGACCCUCCCCACCUUUAGGAUACAGGAAAGUGUUGGCAUGUCUCUACAAUGAGUGAUUUUUAACACCCGCCUCUUGGUGUCAAAUCUUUUUAUGUUUUAUAAAUUAGACUGUAGUUUAUAAGUCAAGAGAUGUGGGAGAUUAAAACAAACCAACCUGUAAUUUAAAAAAAAAAACCAUUCAAAAGUGUAGUUUGCGAAAAUGAUGCCUUUUAUUUUAUUUUGUUACAUGAUUUGCAAUAAACUAUGUCAGUAGGCAUUUAGAAGCGUU